AUGGAACUAACAAAUAUUGGAAGAAACAUCCAGACAUCAUUUCAGCAACAUAAUACAAGCAUUAGUAGUAGUCAUUCAGGUUCAAUAAGAGAGGAAGACGAAGUUGAGUUGCAAUGGGCUGCAAUCGAGAGAUUACCUACCUUCAAACGGCUCAGAACAUCACUGUUUGAUAGUAAUCGCGGCAAUGGAAGCAGAACAGAACUCGGAGAGAGGAGAAUGAUUGAUGUCACGAAGCUUGGGCCGCUCAAACGACAUCUGUUCAUCGACAAGCUCAGAAAGCACAUUGAGAAUGAUAAUCUCCAAUUGCUUCAGAGAAUGAGAGAGAGGAUAGACAGAGUUGGUGUAAAUUUACCUACUGUUGAGGUGAGAUACAAAAAUCUGUCUGUGGAAGCCAGGUGUAAGGUAGUUCAAGGGAAGCCCCUCCCAACACUAUGGAACUCUCUUUUAAGCAUGAUUACUGUUUUUACAAAGGUAUUCCGUCUCAAGCAUCAAGAAGCCAAGAUCAAUAUCCUAAAUGAUGUUAGUGGCAUCAUCAAACCAUCAAGGUAA
Cornus florida is the source of this 549-nucleotide messenger RNA. Its product is annotated as pleiotropic drug resistance protein 3-like. The transcript is spliced from 3 exons. Bases 1 to 549 code for a protein of 182 amino acids. The record is from RefSeq and is a predicted model, not a curated record. Lineage: Eukaryota; Viridiplantae; Streptophyta; Magnoliopsida; Cornales; Cornaceae.